Messenger RNA from Leptonychotes weddellii (Weddell seal), 4385 nucleotides. The record is from RefSeq and is a predicted model, not a curated record. Lineage: Eukaryota; Metazoa; Chordata; Mammalia; Carnivora; Phocidae.
GUGUCCCGGCCUCCAGCGGCGGCGGCAGUGACGGCGGCGGCGGCGGCGGGGGGAGCGGGAGCCACUGAGAUGAGGAGGCGCCGCGCGCGCCUGUAGCUCGCGGGCCUCGCAGUUUGUUUGCCUAAUCUGGACUUGAAGCAAUUCAGCUACUGGGAAUCUGCCAUUUAACAAUAUCACAAUUGGAAAGAAGCAGGUUUUCAAAUAAUGGAAGACUCUAAGACCUCUAAAAAUGAAAAUCAUGAACCAAAGAAGAAUGCUUGGGCUCUUUCUGAAGAAAGCAAAGCAGUUAAAGUUAUAUCUAAUCAGACUUUGAAAGCUAGAAAUGAUAAAUCCAUAAAAGAAAUUGGGACCAGCUCUCCAAAUAAGAAUAGUAGUAAAAAAAAUAAGCAAAAUGAUAUUUGUAUAGAAAAAACAGAAGUUAAAUCAUGUAGAAUCAAUGCUGCCAACAUAGCAAGCCCUAGAGAUUUGGGAUUAGUCCUUCGAGAUCAAAGUCACUGCAAAACAAAAAAAUCACCUAAUUCACCAGUGAAAGCAGAAAAGGUACCAGUUUCACAAGCAAAAGCAGAAAAAUCACCAAAGUCCCCUAAUUCACCAGUGAAAACAGAAAAGACACCCAGCUCACAGGCGACAGCAACAGAAAAGGCACUUAGUUCACAGAGGAAAAUGGAAAAAGGACCCAGUUCUCAGAUGAAAUCAGAAAAGGUCCCUGGUUCACCAGCAGAACCAGAGAAGGCUCCCAGUUUACUGUUGAAGGAAAACAUGCGACGGACAGAAUUACAACAUAUUGGAAAAACAAUUCCAAGCUCUUUUACGACUUUGGACAAAGUGAAUAUUGAUGUAGAGGGAGGAAAAUCUGCUUUGGGAAACUCACCAGGAUCUCAGAAGCAACAAGCAUGUACAGAUAAUACUGUUGAUUCUGAUGAUAGUGCUUCAGGAAUUGAAGACAUAUCGGAUGAUUUGAGUAAAAUGAAGAAUGAUGACUCUAAUAAAGAAAAUUCUUCAGAGAUGGACUAUUUAGAAAAUGCUACUGUGAUAGAUGAAUCUGCAUUGACACCUGAGCAGAGGCUAGGCUUGAAACAAGCAGAAGAACGCUUAGAAAGAGAUCACAUCUUUCGACUUGAAAAACGCUCACCAGAAUAUACCAAUUGCCGAUAUCUAUGCAAACUUUGCUUAAUUCACAUUGAAAACAUCCAGGGAGCUCAUAAACAUAUAAAGGAGAAACGACAUAAGAAAAAUAUUUUGGAAAAACAGGAAGAAAGUGAGCUUCGUUCUCUGCCACCUCCUACCCCUGCCCACCUGGCUGCUUUAAGUGUUGCAGUUAUUGAAUUAGCAAAAGAACAUGGAAUAACAGAUGAUGACCUCAGAGUCCGUCAGGAAAUUGUUGAGGAAAUGUCAAAGGUGAUAACAACAUUUUUACCAGAGUGUUCACUUAGGUUGUAUGGCUCAUCUCUGACUAAGUUUGCUCUGAAAAAUAGUGAUGUUAAUAUAGAUAUAAAAUUUCCUCCCAGGAUGAAUCAUCCAGAUCUACUGAUACAAGUGCUUGGGAUUUUAAAAAAAAGUGUAUUAUAUAUAGAUGUGGAAUCUGAUUUUCACGCCAAAGUUCCUGUUGUGGUGUGCAAAGAUCGGAAAAGUGGUUUGCUUUGUAGAGUGAGUGCAGGAAAUGAUAUGGCAUGCCUCACUACUGAUUUACUUGCUGCUCUUGGCAAGUUGGAACCUGUCUUUACUCCCUUGGUGUUAGCCUUUCGCUACUGGGCUAAGUUAUGCUAUAUUGACUCCCAAACUGAUGGUGGAAUCCCUUCUUACUGUUUUGCUUUAAUGGUGAUGUUUUUUCUACAACAAAGAAAACCCCCUCUUCUUCCUUGCUUACUUGGAAGUUGGAUUGAAGGCUUUGACCCAAAAAGAAUGGAUGACUUUCAGCUGAAGGGCAUAGUAGAAGAGAAGUUUGUGAAGUGGGAAUAUAAUUCAAGUAGUGCAACUGAGAAAAACUCAAUUGCUGAGGAAAACAAAGCUAAGGCAGACCAACCAAAAGAUGAUACCAAGAAGACAGAAACAGACAACCAAAGUAAUGCCAUGAAGGAAAAACAUGGCAAAUCUCCUUUAACAUUGGGAACACCAAAUCAGGUAUCCCUGGGACAGUUGUGGUUAGAGCUGCUAAAAUUUUACACACUGGAUUUUGCUUUGGAAGAAUAUGUCAUAUGUGUACGGAUACAGGAUAUUUUAACAAGAGAAAACAAAAACUGGCCUAAAAGGCGAAUAGCCAUUGAAGAUCCAUUUUCAGUCAAGAGGAAUGUUGCACGGAGCUUAAACAGCCAGCUUGUUUAUGAAUAUGUUGUGGAGAGAUUCAGGGCAGCUUAUCGGUAUUUUGCCUGUCCUCAGAGGAAGGGUGGAAAUAAAUCUACAGUGGAUUCUAUGAAAAAAGAGAAGGGGAAAAUAAGCAGUAAGAAACCAGUGAAGUCUGACAAUAUGGCAUGCAAUUGUUGCAUUCUACUUGGAGAAAGCACAGAAAAAAUAAAUGCAGAAAGAGGUCAGCCUGAUAAAUAUGAUGAAAUGGAAUGUACAUCACAGAGAUGUAUUACUGAAGAUGACAGUUUGUUGGUAAAUGAACUAGAUUUGGCUGAACUCGAACAGGAAUCUUCCUGUCUUUCUACCAGUGAAGACAGUGAAUUAGAGCCAAAAUCAAAUAAGAAACAAGAUGAUUUAGCACCUUCAGAAACUUGUUUAAAAAAGAAACUCAGCCAAUGUAAUUGCAUUGAUUAUAAAUCCCCUGACCCAGAUGAAUCUGUUGGUACAGACUGCAGGUCAAAUAUAGAAACAGAGAGUUCACAUCAGAUUGUGAGCACUGACACAUCUGCUACCUCUUGCAACUGCAAAGCUACAGAAGAUGCUUCUGACCUUAAUGAUGAUGAUAACCACCCCACCCAGGAAUUAUAUUAUGUGUUUGAUAAAUUUAUUUUAACCUCUGGCAAGCCACCAACGAUAGUAUGCAGCAUCUGCAAAAAAGAUGGCCAUUCAAAAAAUGAUUGUCCAGAGGACUUCAGGAAAAUUGAUCUAAAACCUCUACCACCAAUGACAAAUCGAUUUCGGGAAAUACUUGAUUUAGUAUGUAAAAGAUGUUUUGAUGAGUUAUCACCACCCUUUUCUGAACAACACAACAGGGAGCAAAUUUUAAUUGGCUUGGAAAAGUUUAUUCAAAAAGAAUAUGAUGAAAAGGCAAGAUUGUGCUUAUUUGGCUCUUCUAAGAAUGGAUUUGGAUUUCGUGAUAGUGAUCUGGAUAUUUGUAUGACCCUGGAAGGCCACGAAAAUGCAGAGAAAUUAAACUGUAAAGAAAUAAUUGAAAAUUUGGCAAAAAUUCUUAAGAGACAUCCAGGUUUAAGGAACAUUUUGCCUAUAACUACUGCCAAAGUGCCUAUAGUAAAAUUUGAACAUAGACGAAGUGGUUUAGAAGGUGAUAUCAGUUUAUAUAAUACCUUGGCUCAACAUAACACAAGAAUGCUAGCUACUUAUGCAGCUAUUGAUCCUAGAGUACAGUACUUGGGAUAUACUAUGAAGGUGUUUGCAAAGCGAUGUGACAUUGGAGAUGCUUCUAGGGGAAGUUUAUCUUCAUAUGCUUAUAUCCUUAUGGUGCUGUACUUUCUGCAGCAGAGAAAACCACCUGUUAUCCCAGUUCUACAAGAGUGCUUGAUGAAAUGAGAGACAGUCCAUGGAAUGUUUUCCAUCAUAAUGAGCUCUGAUUGUGGGGGGCUUUGUGAUACAUAUGAACUGAUGAUAUAUGGAUUUUUGCUUCUGGCCUUUUUUGCUUAUCAUAUGGGACCCCAUUGUCCAUUGCUCUGGCAUCAUUUAAGUAUUGGUCAUUGACAUCGAUCAACUUUUAAGGGUAAGGAUAUGUUUAAUGAAGCUGUUGAUCUUUGACUCCAUUUGUAAUUGAACCUAGACUUGAAGUGACUGGGUAUAAGACUGCUAAGUGUACUUUUCAUGGUUAACAAUACAGAGUUCUUUAGGUCAGAAGGAGCUUUCCUAAGCAGAAUAAUUUUGCUGUAUUCUAGAAAAUCGUAAGUAAAAACAAAUUUUCACGUAAAAGUACUAAGAGAGGAUUAGGGAGUGUUAGCUACACUUGAUAUUAUGAACUUCUGUGUUUUCUUAGCUUAUAUUAGCUUAAAAAUUGCAACUGAAUGGAUGAAUCUUGAGGGCAGUAUGCUAAGUGAUAAGUGAAGUAAACCAGUCACUAAAGGCUAAAUAUUAUAUGAUUUCAAUUAUAUAGAGUAGUCAAACUCAUAGAGAUGGAAAGUGGAAUGGUGGUUUUCGGGGGCUAGGAGAGGGAGGAACGGGGAAUUAUUGUUUAAUAGUGUCAGUUUCAUUUUUGCAAAAUGAAAAGAAUUCUGUGGAUG